AUGUCAGCAUUUGAUCUUGGAACCAUAAAGAAUAAACUGGAAACUAGGAAAUUUUCAGAAUCAGAGAAAUUCAUCAAUCACACAGAUGAAUCUUUCUCACCAAAAAUAAAAACAAAUGAAAAAGAAUUAACAUUUGACAACCCUGAAACACCUUCAACUGGCCAAUUUGAAGAAAACUUUGUGCUAGAUCAGUUUAAAAAUAAUAUAGAAACCAGUGACUUUCAACUCAUUCCUCAUGCCGAUAAAGAAAAAAUAAGGUCCUUAUUAGCUAGUAGGCAGGAAAAAGAAGAAAUCCCGCCCUUAAUCUUAUCCCGCAUCUGCUCUGGUUGAGAAAAAUACCAUGAAUUAAGAUUUUCUGAGGCUGUCGAAAUUUUGAACGAUGCUUUACAAAGAUCUGAGCCUGGGAGCUUGGUAUGUUUUAAUAUUUCAUACUUGAUAGGUCGAUGCUAUUUGCACUACAACUUGGAUUCUGCGUUCAGUGUAUUUCAACAGCUUAUUGAGUACAAUCCAAAUGAGAUUUUUUACUGAAUCGGCCUAGGUGCGGUCUUUGGGCAGUGAAAAAAAAAUUAUGAAGCUUUCCAAUGUUUUCUGAAGGCAACUGUCCUGUGGAGGAGAUCAAUUGAAGCAUGGAUUAAUAUUGGAACGGUGUAUGAAAUAUGUGGGCAAACAGCAGAAGCAAAUUCUGCAUUUGAGAUGGCUCACAAAAUUCAUACAAGUGAAAAAAUAAGUAAUAAAAGCAUUGAAAAGGUCUUUAAAAACCGAAAUUCUGGCAUAGCGGAGUUUGUGCAGCCUGAAAUUGAUCCUGAAAAGCUUCCAUUUAGAAAUAGCUAUAAUGAUGAUUCUGCUAAAGAAAUUUCAAAAGAAUCUGAAUCAAAGAAACCUUUUGUAAAGAAGCGACCUAAAGCAGUGGCUGCCAAACCCACAAAUUCCAUAAAUCCCAGCACAGAUAUUCUCAAAAACCCUAUUCAAGAGUCUGAAAGCUUAGUAAGACCACAAGCUGUGAAUCCUAAGAGCUUGAAUGAAAAUAGAAUUCAAAAUAAAAGCCAAGUGCCGAUGCCUAUUCCAAUUCCACAAAUUGGUUUACAAGCGAAUAAUCCUGCUAUGGUUCAAGCAGCAGCAUUUAUAGAGCUUUGAAGAUUUUGUUCUUCAAAAGUACAAAAUCGCAAUCCAUCUAGAAGGAGUGAACAAAAUGAAAUAAAGGAAGAUGAUGACUUAGAAGAAACUGCAAAAAUGCUUCUUAGCCUUGGACCUGUAAAAAGGGAAAAAAUAUCAAAAAGUAAGCCACAAAAAAAGUUCAAGAUAUAA
This is a messenger RNA of Blepharisma stoltei, 1305 nucleotides long. The record is from the annotation of a GenBank genome assembly. Lineage: Eukaryota; Ciliophora; Heterotrichea; Heterotrichida; Blepharismidae.